Sorghum bicolor (sorghum) is the source of this 1158-nucleotide messenger RNA. RefSeq names its product TRAF3-interacting protein 1-like. The transcript has 4 exons. The record is from RefSeq and is a predicted model, not a curated record. Bases 1 to 1158 code for a protein of 385 amino acids. Lineage: Eukaryota; Viridiplantae; Streptophyta; Magnoliopsida; Poales; Poaceae.
AUGUCCAACAAGGCGCCCACGGACGACGAGGUCGCCGCCAGAGUCAGGGCGGCCGUCGCAGGCGAUUUUCAGCCUGAGUGCGUCAAUGGCUUGCCCAUGAGGCCCGAUGAGGGGUCGAUUGACCUGGGAUCGUUUGACGAUCGGUCGUCAAGGCCUCCGGUAAAGGAGGACGACAUCGAUCGCGACAGGAGACGUGAGUCCGCGGAGAAGCAGAAGUCCGCAAAGGACUUAGAAAAGAAGAAGGAAAAGAAAAAGAAUCUUGAGCGACAAGUGCUGGAGACGCGUCGGGCAAAAUCCAGGCAGAGGGUGGAACCCGAGGAGGAUUCCCCCGACGAGGGCGACGACAACGAGGGCGAUGAUGGUAGCGACGAUUCUGAGGGGAUGGUGGCUCGUCUCGACAAGAUCCUCGAGGACCCUCCGCAGGCCGACGUUGACAUUCCUUGGAUGGGAGCCCCUAAGAGGGCACCGGACGGACAUCAGAGGGAGCCCUCACCGAGUCGUUCUCGCGCCGACACCCCUCCACUACCUGCGCCGGGUCGGGCCAUUUCACGCCCCCAACCUCCUCCCGCGCCUGGGGCAGGCCACCGGGUCAAGACUAUGGCGACGGGGCCACUGACUCGUGGCCGCACCGCGGCUUCGAGUCAGGGGGAUGUAGGUCAUGGGGGCUCUGGCCCCAAUGCUCGUCGAUCGGGAGACGUCGAGCCAAAGCCCGCACCUGCCCACAAAAGGCCUGGGGUCUCGACGCGGGGCGGCUCGAGACUGAAGCGGCUGUUGGAGCAGGCCCAGCCCUUGAUGGCCAAGAAGCUGAAGGUGGGGGCAGCUCCCAAAGGCUCGGGGGGGCCAGCCUCCAUCUCGACCGAGCCCGGGCGGGAGGACGGCGUCGUGGCUAUCACGUGCGCGAUGCGCACACCUGUGGACCCUCAAUCUGAGAUCAAGGGCUCCCUCUAUGGCAUGGACGGGCUUGCCCUGGGGUUCCUUCGAGACUGGCGGCCGUGGGAGGAACCCAUCACCGAGGAGGGAGGCAAGGCUAGCACUUCCGGUGGCGGCGACGCCAACGAGAUCGGGACAUUGGGUCGGUCGAUGACGACGGGCGGUUCCCUUCUCUCGUCGACAUUUUUCUGCGCCACGGAGGCCCGCUUGAGACCAUUCAAGAGCUAA